AUGUCGUCAGAAGAGCCGGUGGCAGUGGCCAAACAGGAUGAAACAAAAGAAAUUAAGGAUAAAGAAACCAAAAAUCCUAACACUUCGUUCAUUCACAAAUUGUACGCAAUGUUGGAAGACCACAACCUUGAUCACCUUAUAUGGUGGCAUUCGAACCAGACGUCUUUCUAUGUUCUUCCUUCCGAAGAGUUUACAAGAGUAUUAAGCAAUUAUUUCAAACAUGCAAAUAUUGCUUCGUUUAUACGGCAGCUGAACAUGUACGGGUUUCAUAAAGUGAACGAUAACUUUAACAACGAGACGCUAACCACAACACCACCUCCGUCAGACCAGACGGGCUCUAGAAAAGGCUCUAACUCGUCGAACAAUUCAUCAUAUGUCUGGGAAUUCAAACACUCAUCUGGCUGGUUCAGACAAGGAAACAUCGAGGGUCUAACUCAGAUCAAGCGACGCUCGUUCAAAAAUAUUACCUCACAAAAGGAAGUUCACAGUUUGAAGCUUCCCCAGACGGAGGGAAUGAAAGACGCCCAAAAUUACGUGCCAUAUAGGUACCAUCCAAGUAGUCCGGGAGAUCUGAACGACGCAACGAUGCAAGAAGAAAUGGAUAUGAAAGCUAGACUUACCAACUCUUAUGUGCAACAGCAGAUGAGUACGACGAUGCCACCCAAGGAAUUAAAUUACCUAGAGCUCACCGGUCAGUAUCACGAUUUACUUAGAGCUUACGACGCUUUGACAUAUCGCUAUAAAAUUGUGAAAGAAGACUUAACAAAAACAAACUAUGAUUGUGUUUCGCUUCUGGACGUUCUUAAGGAUGUCGUUGGGCUGAUACCCAAAGAACCGGCUAACGAAAUGAUGACUACAAAAUUGCUCUCGGAGUUGGAAAAGUUCAAGACCAACGUUCUUCAACGGUGCGCCGCGCGAGACAUGGCUUUCAAACAAGUGACAAAUGGCCUCGGACACUAUGGCGAGGGCGGCUCAAUCUUCUCGGACAGCCACGGAUCUCUUGCUGUUCCGGUUCACACCCCUCAUACGUCUAUCUCUCAUAUACCCCAGCCUCCACCGCGCAACUCAUCCGCCACGUCGUCCUUCCAUCCUUAUGACCAAAGUCAACUGCCUUAUAAGGAUAUCAGAUACAGUGGAUCCUCAAACAGGCCCAGAAACUUAUCUGUAUUUGACCCAUUGCAACCUGCAACGCCUUCAAUGAUCAACACUGGUCCUCCUCCACCUCCACCGGGCGAGCAAUCGCCAGCAAUUUUAAGUCAAAUGCAUGAGAGCGACAUGUCACACCAAUCUGCGCAGCAACCUAUGCGUCGUAAUUCUCCAGCAAUAAUGCCAUUCUCGGGUUCUCCUGGUCCUGUGCGGCGGUCUUCUCCCGGGCCAGGAAACCUGCCUCCACCGCUGAUAAUGCAAACAUUAUCGGGAGUUCCUGCAGAAAGUGCUAAAACGAGAUCGUCGUCUGCCAACUCGCUGUCAUAUCUUCAAAACACUGCUCCAGCUCCUUCUGGCUCGCCAACAAGCAAUCUGAAAAGAGCAGGGUCGGUGCCAUCGCAGCCGGUGGCGGAGGAAAAACGAUCGAGUCAAACUUACUCACUGAGCAAUCCGCCAAGAUCGAUACCCUCCCAAAUGAACCAACGGUCAGUCCACGAACACCAGCAACAACAGACAGCACAGCAAAGCAGAACCAACUCCUCCAGCUCAGUGAGCGCUACAUCUGUUCCUGGUUUCCAGAACACGUCGUCAACGACUGUGUAUUCUCUCUUGAAUCCUCCAAAAGGUCGCUCAGAAGAGCACAAGAGAGAACCUGAAGUACCUGAAGAAAGCGUCAAGAGAAUCCGCACCCAAUAG
Messenger RNA from Ogataea parapolymorpha DL-1, 1842 nucleotides. RefSeq names its product Flocculation suppression protein. Gene Ontology annotation, molecular function: sequence-specific DNA binding; DNA-binding transcription factor activity. NCBI's taxonomy places the organism in Eukaryota, Fungi, Ascomycota, Pichiomycetes, Pichiales, Pichiaceae. The record is from RefSeq and is a predicted model, not a curated record. The coding region runs from base 1 to 1842 and encodes 613 amino acids. The transcript has a single exon. Gene Ontology annotation, biological process: regulation of DNA-templated transcription.